CAGUGGCUGGGCGGAGACCUAUGCGGGAGCCUCCAGGGCUGGCCCCAGAGCCAUCAUGAGCUCCCAAAGGCCUCCAGGCCGGGUCUUUCCACCCAGCACCAAGUCUUUCAACAUGAUGUCCCCAACGGGUGACAACUCAGAGCUGCUGGCUGAGAUCAAGGCAGGCAAGAGCCUCAAGCCCACCCCGCAGAGCAAGGGGCUGACCACAGUGUUCUCCGGCAGCGGGCAGCCGGCCUCCCAGGUAGGCGCCGGAACGGCGGGGCCCCCCAGCGUCCCUGGCCGGCCCUGUGCUCAGCACGGCCGCUGUGCCCUCCCGCAGCCCGACUCACCGCAGCUGCCGGUGUCUCCCACGCCGUCUCGGCCCAGGAGCCCCACCCCGCCGUUUGCGGGGUCCCAACCGGUGCUCAACGGCAGCUUGGUGCCGGCCCCGCCGGCCACUCCUGCGCCGGGUGUGCAACUGGACGUGGAGGCGCUCAUCCCCACCCACGACGAGCAGGGCCGGCCCAUCCCCGAGUGGAAGCGCCAGGUGAUGGUUCGGAAGCUGCAGCUGAAGAUGCAGGAAGAGGAGGAGCAGAGGCGGAAGGUGGAGGAGCAGGAGCCCCGGCUGGCCGCAAGACUGGUAGACUUAGACACUUGGGGUCCUUCACGCAGAGUUCCACCUUGCCCUCAUCCCCUGGCUUGGCUGGGUGGCAUAUGGAGGCAAGAAGAGGCACUCAGCACCCACGUCUGGGGAACACAGGGCUGCAGAAUCUAA
Molecule: messenger RNA, 754 nt
Organism: Dipodomys ordii (Ord's kangaroo rat)
Lineage: Eukaryota; Metazoa; Chordata; Mammalia; Rodentia; Heteromyidae
Gene: Espn
Product: espin
Exons: 4
Coding region: 56-754 (232 amino acids)
Biological process (GO): actin filament bundle assembly
Cellular component (GO): cytoplasm
Molecular function (GO): actin filament binding
Source: RefSeq, a predicted model, not a curated record